UGUCCGAUAUCCGUGACAUUGAAACUAAGCAAGAAUGAAAUUCCAUUACACGUUAUCAUUAGUAGGAAUUUUUCAAUUCAUUGGUACUGUCUCAAGUGCAGAUUCUGUUGGAGGCUGUAGCCCCACCGCUGUGGAAAAAGGCCUCUAUGCUGAAUACAUCAAAGUGGCAAAUCAUGAAUGGAAGGAGGGUGAUACUACACUGUUAGAAUCUGGCGUUGCUGUAGUUAGCCAAAGAGAGGCAGAAUAUUCAUGGGAAGGCAUAACUCAGCAAGACUUUUUGGUUUCUAAAAAUACCGAUGUCCUAUAUGGCCACGAUGUCACAACGGCUAACUUUGGCUUGAGGCUUACAGGGUAUUUAUAUGCCGAAGCAACUGGAGACUACACCAUAGCAGUCACAUAUGCUGAUGAUGCAGCUUCGUUGUCAAUCGGGGCUGGAGUUGCUAUGGAAUGUUGUGGAUCGACUCAAUCCCCAGCUAAUGUCACUGAAUUUGCACACUGGUAUGGUCAUCUUGAAAGUACAUCAGUCUCGAAGACAGUUUCCCUCACCGCAGGAGUCUAUUAUCCUAUCAAGGUCGUUUACUUCAAUGUUGAAGAUGGUGGCGAAUUUAAUAUGUCCGUCACCUAUCCUGAUGGAACAGCUCACACAACUGACAUUAACUGGUACAGCUCAACUGACAAUAGCACAUCUUGUCCU
This is a messenger RNA of Yamadazyma tenuis ATCC 10573, 694 nucleotides long. NCBI's taxonomy places the organism in Eukaryota, Fungi, Ascomycota, Pichiomycetes, Serinales, Debaryomycetaceae. The record is from RefSeq and is a predicted model, not a curated record.